Xiphophorus couchianus (Monterrey platyfish) is the source of this 2419-nucleotide messenger RNA. RefSeq names its product TOP6B like initiator of meiotic double strand breaks (gene top6bl). The record is from RefSeq and is a predicted model, not a curated record. Bases 103 to 1497 code for a protein of 464 amino acids. Gene Ontology annotation, biological process: meiotic DNA double-strand break formation. The transcript is spliced from 14 exons. NCBI's taxonomy places the organism in Eukaryota, Metazoa, Chordata, Actinopteri, Cyprinodontiformes, Poeciliidae.
CGCUUUCCUUGAUUUCUGAUAAUUGAAGACAGGUGUUCCUACGCGCCUGCGCAGUUCUGGAGAGCUGAGCUGAUUGUUUAAAAUUCAACUUCUGAAUUUAAAAUGUUAAGAGAAAUACGGCAGGUGCUGAGGCUAAUCCAGCUGAUGGGAAAACAAAGGAAACGAUCUAGUUUAAAGAAUACUGGAGCACUUUUAGUGCUUUUAUGGACCGAAAAGGGCUCGUCCCAUCAGAGGAUAAACUGCACUGUUGCAACUGCUGGUUCCUGGUGUUUUGGAAUUGCAAUGCACACCCUUCAAGCUGAUCUGAAAAAGGUCCUGCUUCCCGGAGCGUGGCCUUGUCCUGAGCCCGAUCCCGAGGAGCUGAGCGCCUUCACAGAUCUGUACGGAUCACUGAAGUUCCUGCUGAAUUUUCAGAUGAAAAAUCCAGGACUUUACUCAUCCAAAUGGCAGGCUCAUGUUAAAGCGUUUCUUCAGACGUUCGGUUUGACCAAUGCCGGGAUAAGAAUCCAACUAAAAUUUAAAAUCCAUGGACAGAAAUCACAACAUGACUUUAGCGCUUUCCUCAUAAGUAAAGUUGCUCUUUCAGUCCGACCACCUCUGAUCUUGGACGUCACUUGUUCUGCACAACCAUGGUGCGAUCAGAGAGGAUCGUGGUGUCAGAAAGGACAUCCUGUUGUCGGAGAACGGUUUCCUCUCAGCAUCCCACCCAAAGCCAUGGACCAGGGCCUGUUCGGAGAGCUCAGUGUCCAGAUUGUUACGCUGCUGAGCCCCUGUGUGCUGCAGUACCCCCAUUUGCCUACGGAGCUAUCUCGCAUGCAAGUUCUGGUUUUCAGCCCCAGUAACAUCCCUGUUUCAGCUCCGUCUGGUUUCUUCCAAACCCUUCCUGUUGCCUUGGACUACCAGCAUCUGGGACUGGACAGAAUGCACUGCCGCUCCUCCAAAGCGUUCCCUGAUGAUCCUGUGCACGGUGAUGGUGUUGUGUUCACUGUGGGGCAGGAAAACUGGGACGAUCCAGAGCAGGAACCCAGUCACCUCCCAGUUCAGCAGAGUCUCCUACUCCUGCUCUUCUUACAGCAUAGUGACCCCUUCACCUCUGAGCUCACAGAUAAAAUGGAUUGUGAAUUGUUGUUAGAGCUCCAUCUAGAGGACAUUCUGAGCAACAACAGGCAGGCCGUCACAUCAGCUCUGCAGGCUGAACUUUUCAACACAAUGAAGGCUUUAAAAGAAAGAAAAAAGAAACGAGAGAAGCUGCAGUCGGCUGCUGAGGUGAUCAUCAGCUCCACCAUCAGCAUAGUGAGCAGCAGCAGCAACAUGGACUUCAGAAGUGCCUGCUUGAAACGCAUGAAGGUUCAUGACACUCACGGGUUAUCAGCCUCCCUCAGAGAGUCCCUGUGGAGGGUGUCGUCAUGGAAACGGCUCCCUAAAGCCGGGUGCUAUUCUGCUCAGCAGGUUGAAGAUCAAGCUGCGAGUAACGAGGCCAUCAGAGCUGAAAUGUGACAAAGUUUUUCUUUUUUUUUAAUUCUGGCCAGGAAUUAAUUAAUUAAUUUAUUUAUUUUCUAAAGAGACAUGUUUGUACUGCGAAUAUUUUGUGUUUCUAGUACUCUAUUAGAAGUAUAUAUUUUACACUAAAGUAUACGUGAAUGUGACUUUUUUUACUGAUUUGAGAUCUAAUUAAUCGCAAUAAAGUUUGGUUUAGACUUUUCUGUGAUGGUGGUUGCUUUAAUAAAUGUAUGCAAAACAUUAUCUGCAGUUGAGGUUAUUUUAGGUUGAAAUAAAGUAGAAAAAAAUAUCAGCAUACCUGCAUAAACUGUUGACCUGAAAGUAAUUCAGCAGAGAAAGUGUCCAUGAUGGGACUGAUCUGAAUAUGCCUGUAGUUCCUGACUUCCACUUGCUUUGGUUUUUUGUUUAUUUUUGUCGAUAAUAAUUGUUGAAAAUAAUUAUAUUAUAAUAUUGCACAAUUAUAUAAGCAAAAACUCUAAUUUCACUUCGCCCAUAUAUAUUAAGGAAUAAUUUAAAAAUACAUACCCAUUAAAAAAAACAUUACAUACAGUCUGUUUUGUUGACUUUUACAUUUGUAAAGUGUGUGAUUUCUUAAUUGAACAAAAACAUAGAAAACUUUGUCACAAAUUGAAGGAGGGAGGGAUUUAAAUCCACUGAUGAAAUAAUGAGAACUUGAGAGCAUCAGGGUCCAGGCAGAGCUGCCCUCACUGUGAUAUAUUUUUUCUUUAUUGAUUAUUGAACAAAGAAAUUGUUUCAGUGAGUCUUUAAAUGUGAACAUAUUUGUACUAAAUUAUGUCAGUUUUUUAUGCUUGAUUUUCUUUCAUCAAAUAUUGUCUGUCUACAUCUAAAAUGUUAGAUGUUAAAUGUAAUCGUUUAAUAGAUUAUUAAUUUUUUUGACCGUUCAUAGAGAACCUAAUGA